Molecule: messenger RNA, 1071 nt
Organism: Stylonychia lemnae
Lineage: Eukaryota; Ciliophora; Spirotrichea; Sporadotrichida; Oxytrichidae
Source: the annotation of a GenBank genome assembly
AUGUAGCAAAAGUAAAACAAUGACUAUGAUUAUGAGUUGCUGAUAGAUCAUACAAUCAUUUCCAGAGCAAAUCAUAGAAAACUUUCGAAAGAAGGGAAGGAGAGAUCAGUAAUAGCUAAUUGUCCAAACGCUGUAGUUAAGUAAAUGACAGCAUAUUUUAAACUCUAAAAAUUCAUUCAAUUCGAGUUUUAAUAUAAACUUGAAAAUUAUGAUGCUGCUUUAGAUCUUAUAUCAGAUUUCUAUAACUUACUUGGAAAUUUUAGUAUUUGGUUGGAAAAAAAGAUUAAACAUGCAAAAAAGGUUUAAGAUAAAUUACAAUCUGGGUUGCAAAUCUAUGAGUUUUUUAAAUAUCUGUCUCACCUAAUGAAAAUUCAAGCUCUUGAUAUUAUAGGAGAGUCAGUCAUAGCUUUGGAAGAAAUCGAAAAAAUUGAGCUGGAGUUAAAUGAUAUCUAGAAUGAUAACUUAAGAAUUUUCGUUAAUACCAGAGCCAAACUAAAAAAAAUUGAAAUUUAAUUAAAGCUAGGGCCUCAAAACCAUGCCUAAUGGAUAAGUUGGUUUUAGAAAGGAGUUAUGGAAGAAUUUUUAAAAGUUAAAGAUUAAAGACUGAGAGAUGAUAAAACUUAAAAAAGACGAUUCUUUAUAAAUGAAUUAAGACUGAAUUAAAAAGCUUAAAAAUUUGAUAUAUCGAGGAGUAAAACAAAAAAGAAUAAAAAAAUGCUCAUUAUUCAAUUUGAUAGUAACUUCGCAAGAUACCUAUUUAAAUCAUUAACUCUAACCUAUUUCCUUAAUGGCAGAGUAAAACAUAAAAUUCUAAAGUUUGUUCACUAAGGUAAUGAUACCAGGACAAUAGAUAGAAGGUAUGCAAUUUUUGCCUAUGAAGUUAAGGAUAAGUUUUUAGCAUAAUUCUGUAUUGAAAAAAAGAGAAGAGAUUUGAAUAAAAGGUUUUGCUAUUUACUGAAUCCGUAUGAAGGACUUGCUCUAAAAAAACCAGCUUACGAUCAAAUUCCAAAAAUAAAAUAUGAGAAUGAUGAAGCAGAUAUUGAUCAAUUAAUAUAAGACAACUUUCCCUGA